AAACAUGCCCAAGGUUGUUAUAUAUACCAACAUACCAGACAAGCCACCGGCAAAGUCGUAGAACACUAUUUCGAAACAACAAGUACAAGAAUUAAAAUGAACGGCAUCAAUACAAAACAUUUUGAAACGGGCUCCAAGUGUCCGCCAAUCGAUCCAGAAAAGUUGACCGUCUAUAACAUGAGAUAUUGUCCGUUUGCUCAACGAACCAUUCUGGUCUUAUUGAAGAAAAACGUUCCCUUUGACACCAUCAACGUGAGUCUAUCCAAGAAACCCGAAUGGUUUUUGGAGCGAAAUCCUCUCGGCAAGGUCCCUGCCAUUCAAAUUGGCGACAAGAUCAUUUACGAGAGCAUGAUCACUGUGGAUUACAUCGACCGUGUCUACGGCGGCAAAACAUUGAACCCCAAGGAUCCUUACCAAGACGCUUUAGACAGGAUGUUAAUUGAGAGAUUCACUCUGGCUCUUCCACCCCAUUACCGACUCUUUUACGGUCAACCCUCCGAAAUCACGCCUGAGCAACGAAAGGAAUGGUCGCAGGAGAUGCUGGAUAAGCUCUACGUUUUGGAAGAGGCUCUCUUGGAACGACAGACUCCAUACUUUGGAGGGGAUUCACUCAUGAUGGUGGACUACAUGAUUUGGCCGUGGUUUGAACGGAUUUUGGCCAUGCCUGCAUUCGCUCCGGAAUGCGUUUUGGACCCGAAAAGAUUUGGGCGUUUGGUGAAAUGGAUCGAGCUGAUGGAACAGGACUCGGCUGUCAAAGCUUAUCGCGUUACCACUGAGGACUUCCUCGAAUUCCGGCGCUCAAAAUUGGAAGGCAACACCAACUAUAACAUUAUUGCCGAUCGACAGUAAAACCGUGGUCGUAACAACGCCUGCCUAUUUCGAAUAAUAAAGGUCCUCAUAUCUUUUCCUUUCCAUU
Tigriopus californicus is the source of this 916-nucleotide messenger RNA. Its product is annotated as glutathione S-transferase omega-1-like. The record is from RefSeq and is a predicted model, not a curated record. Lineage: Eukaryota; Metazoa; Arthropoda; Copepoda; Harpacticoida; Harpacticidae. Gene Ontology annotation, molecular function: glutathione dehydrogenase (ascorbate) activity; glutathione transferase activity. Gene Ontology annotation, cellular component: cytoplasm. The transcript is spliced from 4 exons. Gene Ontology annotation, biological process: glutathione metabolic process. Bases 97 to 849 code for a protein of 250 amino acids.